Molecule: messenger RNA, 4119 nt
Organism: Osmerus eperlanus (European smelt)
Lineage: Eukaryota; Metazoa; Chordata; Actinopteri; Osmeriformes; Osmeridae
Product: zinc finger MYM-type protein 1-like
Exons: 2
Coding region: 1768-3024 (418 amino acids)
Source: RefSeq, a predicted model, not a curated record
UUCUAUCUGAUGAUUUACGAUUUUUUUUUUUGCAAGGUUGUGUAGCUCGCCGGCUAACAAGAUAGUGCUAGCUAACUGUGCGUGGUCAGCUAGCUAGCUAAGUAGUUAGCUGUCAUUAAAGCGUACAAAAACAAUAUUAUUGAACCUGUAUAGCUACUUUUCUAAUGUUUUAGCAUUACUUCAACUUGCAUCAUAACAAUUAUGCUAAGUGGAUACAGUAUACCAUAUUCCGCCCAGUGAACUUAAUCUUUAGCGCCAUUUUAAAUGACGUUGCUGAUGCUGUUUCUAGCGACGGGUUUACGUUACCCGCUUAUUUAGCUAGCUAGCUUUCCACUAUAGUUACACUAGUUUUCAAUGAACUCAGCCAACUUCUGGCAGAAUGCUAGUAUCUUAAACCCAUGUACAAUUAUUUUUAAAUACACAGUACCUACAGAACUUCCGGCAAGUGCGGCUGGUCUAAAUGUUGUGAGUAGUUUUAAGCAGCAGUGAGUUCAGUCCGACCAGGAGCAUUCCAAAUAUACUGACACGCUGUCGGCCUGAAGUCGACUCUGCCCUAUUUACUGCUGGUCGUUAUUAAACUACUGUUUUACGCCACUAGAGUGCACUCACACCGAAAAACAAGUUGUCAUCCAUAACUUUAUCAGUGCACACCCUGUUAUCUGGAUCACAUCAGCUGUAGUUGAGUGACUGUAAAUUGUCAGUUUGAAACACUUAAUCACAACAAUCCAAACUGCACCUUCGCAACUCGUGUCCUUAGUGUUAGUUCUGGUGGUGAUAACGAACAGGUCUCCACUGAACUCAAAUCCAUAGCAAUCACUCAUACAUAGUCACGUUGAUCAAUGGGCACCAUGCGCGGGGGGGAUGGGGGGGCAGGGGGGUCCAGUGCCACUGUGACAACAAGCUUGUCACUUGUGAUCCCCCUAAAUGUGGAGUCUGAUUUUUUUUUUUACAUAACCAUUUUUUUUCUAUCGUUCUUUUUUUAUAUCCGUUAUUAGACAGUGGCAACGCGGAACACUAAUGUAACCCACACGUUUUCUAGACGGACUGCUUUAGCCGGAACACAACAUUAUCGUACCAUCUGCAAGUUUUUUCUAUUCAGAAGUUGUAAGAAAUUCUGCGCGAAUAUUAUAGUUAAAGCACAACGAAGGACAUAUAGAGGUGACUAAAAUUGUUCAUAUGUUGUAUUUGUAUUAAAUGCAUAACAGAAGUGUAACGUUAGAUCAGCUAAUCUUAACCUGGCCGUUUGUUACUUUGUGGCAGUAUGAAAAAGGAUAAAAUAUAUGAUCAACUAACUCAUGGUGUUGAGUGUUUUUACUUAAACCACACUCAGUAAACGCAUUUUUUGUAACGUUAAACAGUCAGAUAUAAAGGGUAGUUACCUAGCAAGUCAGUAUUUUCAGUAAAUGAAUUAAUAAGCUUGGUCCCCAUUUCUUUUGUUCUAUAGAUCUCACCAAAAUGGAGAAAGAAGGACAUCAUGUCCUUCUUCCAAAGAAAAGAGGCAGACAGUGACACAGAGCCAGAUGCUUCAGGUGUGGAGAGAGCAAGAGAGCAGAGAGCCUGCAGAGAGAGAGAGAGCAGGAAGACUUGUCUGACGGAGAGACUGAGAGUGAAGGUAUAGUAGAGCAGGAAAGUGAGACAGAUGGAGAGACUGAGGCUGAGGGGGAUGUAAAGGCUGAGAGUGAGACACCAACUGAGGAGCCACGUGCGUCCACAAGCAGUGGACCAUCAGAUAUCGGCAAAUCGCGGGAGGAACCACCGGUGCAGCCAAUGAUGAACAUGUACCCAAGAACUCUGAUGGAGGACUCUGAUGUACAUGCCCUAAACAAGAAACACAGCAAACAGGUUCAAGAAAAUCAGGACUAUAUUAAAACAAUAGGAGAAGUACUACUAGUUACAGCCACACAAAACAUUGCACAAAGAGGACUCGAUGAGUCUGCUGAGUCAGAUAAUAAAGGGAACUUCAUGGCAAUCCUAGAAACAAUAGCUAAGCAUGACACAACUGUGAAAAAGAGGUUGACUUCCAUUCAUAAUGCAAAAUAUAAAAGCAAAGGGAUUCAGAAUGAGGUUCUGAGUUGUUUGGCAGACAUGGUUCGAACACAAAUUAUAGAAGAAGUGAAAGACAGUGAGGUCUUUAGCAUAAUGGCAGACGAAACGAAAGACGUAAAAAAAAAGGAGCAGAUAUCUCUAGUACUCAGGUACUAUUUCAGUGGAGCUGUCCAUGAGAGCUUUCUCCACUUUGAAUCGGCUGAUCGACUAGAUGCAGCAGGGCUUACUGACAGAAUCAUACACAUAUUAGAAAGUCAUGGUCUUGAAUACAAAAACAACCUAGUAGGCCAAGCAUAUGACAGUGCUUCAGUUAUGAGUGGCAAGCAUUCAGGUGUCCAGGCACGCAUUAAAGAACAAGCAAAGCAUGCCUUUUACAUCCACAGCAGUGCACACUGUCUAAACUUAGUUUUAGUGGAUACAGUCAAAGAUGUUCCUGAGGUAAGACAGUUCUUCUCCUUACUAGAAAGACUAUAUGUCUUCACAUCUGGGUCAUAUGUGCAUCAAAAAUGGCUUAGCAUACAAAAAGAGAUGUACCCAGGUACACCUAGAGAGCUUCAGAGACUAAGUGACACUCGCUGGGCAUGUCGAUAUAUGGCUCUACAUACUAUUAUUGAUAGAUUGCCUGCCAUUAAGCGAGUCCUGCAAGACAUAGUCCAAGAACACAAUAGUGACAGAUCUGUUGAGGCACGAGGUCUGCUUGCACAGAUAGAUUUACAAUUCAUUGUGUGCCUUGUUACACUUCAUAAAGUGUUUGGAGAAGCAACAUUUCUAUCUGAUAUGCUAAAGUCUUCAUCACUUGACCUGUCCAAGGUUGUUGAUUUAGUUGAAGCCUUAGUUCAAACUUUGAAUGAUUACAGGGAUGAGUCUUUUUUUGAUGAUCUAUGGAAUGAAGUGUUGAACACAGCUGAGCAAUGUGAUACUGCAAUACACCCCCCUGCAAAACGACCAAAAAAGAUCAAUUUAAUGGAGACUGUGUAGUCAGUACAAUGGGUCAGAGGUCAGAUUCAGAACGAGAAAAAGGCAGUUUUCGUACAACUCUUUUCUACCCAGUUUUAGAUCAUAUGCUCAGUGAGCUUAACAGAAGGUUCUCUAGCAAAAACUGUGACAUAAUGAAUGGCAUCCAAACUCUAAACCCUACAAGUGAUGUGUUUCUCAAAGAGAAAUCCCUGUUUCCAUUUGCGAGAAUGUAUGAAUCAAAUAUUGAGGACUUGGGGCAUGAACUACAUCAUUUCAAAAGAAUUUUAGAAAGGAAAAUACAGAGUGGCAUGCAGAGACCCUCCAGUGUAGUAGAGCUGACAUUAGUCAUUGAGCCUUAUAAAGAAGUUUUCUUUGAGCUCUUUAAACUGUGCAAGAUAGCUGUUUCAAUCCCUGUUAGUACUGCUUCUUGUGAACAGAGUUUUUCUGCACUAAAGCUGGUGAAAACGUAUCUCAGGUCCACAAUGUCAGAUGACAGAUUAAGAAAUUUAGGUGUAUUAAGUAUCGAGUCAAGGAAGGCAAAGGCCUUGAAUCUAGAUGAAUUUGCUGAUCUUUUUGCAAAAAAACACAAAAACCGUAGAAUACAGUUGCUGUGACUGAUAUUGAAUAUGUAAUGCAAAUGUAAAAAUAUAAUGGAAAUGCAAAUAAAUUGUUUAAUGAUUGUAAACAUGGUAUUUUGCCUGUUAAUGCCUGCAAUGCAGUGAAUAAAACUAUAUGACAGCAAUGACGUCUAAUGUAACUGGCCCCUCUAACAGUACAACUGGCCCCAGCUUGGCCCCCCCCCCAAUUGAAAUGGCCUAGAACCCCCACUGCUGGGCAGACAAUUUUACUUCCGGUCUCAGUGAGGGUAGUUUUCAUAGAAUCAUUGGGAAGACAAAUCAAGUACAGUCAUUGUUUCUGAAAAUGGCUGACAGCUGGUACUAUUACAAGUUUAAAGGAUACUUGUUAAAAGACGUAACGCUUAAAUGUGCUGUAAGCCAAAAGUAAAAUAAAACAAGGGACGCCUUCUCAAUGUAAAUGUUCAAACUAGAGGUCAGCGCCACACAUUGGACACUAGAGGGUAGGUUUACAGAUGAACACAACGGAAAUAAUUUUGUG